Lactuca sativa (garden lettuce) is the source of this 1351-nucleotide messenger RNA. RefSeq lists its product as uncharacterized. The record is from RefSeq and is a predicted model, not a curated record. NCBI's taxonomy places the organism in Eukaryota, Viridiplantae, Streptophyta, Magnoliopsida, Asterales, Asteraceae. Gene Ontology annotation, molecular function: DNA-binding transcription factor activity; DNA binding. Gene Ontology annotation, biological process: regulation of DNA-templated transcription.
UGAUCUCCCUAUUUUUUGGCCAAAAGCCAUUCAAACGACAAAGGCAACUCUUGUUUCCAUUUCUUCUCUCUCCUAAUUUUCAUCACAAAGAGUACAAGAAAUCCAACUUUGUUGUUGUUUUUUUCUCAUCACUUUCUUGUUUCUUUCUUUAAAUUCAUCUUCAAAUCGAGAAAGCUAAAGAUGAUCCAAGAGCUAUUUGGUGGAGGUGCUACUGGACUUUUAAAUAGAGACAGAGAUCUUCCUGUAUCUGGAGCCUUCGAACCUUCGCCUUCUCCAUCACCCUCUUCUUCCACCACCAACACCGCCACCACCAACGCCCCCACAGCCGCCAACCCCACCACCUCCGACAACCAGAAGUUAAGAUGCCCACGAUGUGAUUCCGCCAACACAAAGUUUUGUUACUACAACAACUACAACCUCACUCAGCCACGCCAUUUCUGCAAGACUUGCAGGCGUUACUGGACCAAAGGCGGAGCACUACGUAACGUCCCAAUUGGUGGUGGUUGCCGGAAAAACAAAGGCACUACCAUAGCAACCACCAUCGGAAAACCAAUCUCCUCCAACGGAAAACUGAAAGCUGUAGUUUCAUCUGAGCUUGGAAAGUCCGGUUUCAUCAACGGUUUCGAACAUGAAUUUACUCACAACCCAAUUCUAUGGUCUGCUCCUCCACAAACCUCUCAUCUUCUUUCACUACUCAGAGCCACACAAAACCCUAACCCUAAUUUUGCAUCAAAUUCCGUAACCCACAUCAAAGAUCAAGGCUUUAUGGUUGGAUCACACAUGUCUAACCUAGGAUUCGAACCUUUAGGUCAAGCAUCAUCAUUAGGACUAUGCAGCUCUUUGUGGAGAAACAAUCAAGUAAACCAACAAGCUCAACAAAACCACCAUGAACAACAUCAACAAGGGAUGAUGAACAGUGGUCAUGAAGUUCAAAAUACAGAAAACAAUCAAGGUCAACGGUAUCAACGGUUGAGAUCAUCAUCUCCUGUUAACUACUUCCAUCAUGAUCAAACGACACCUUUGAUCUUGGGUAGCAAUGUCGCCAACACUUCAUCCUCAAUAUCAACUUCAACGAUCUUGGAUUCUUCUCCAGUUCUUGCGAGUGGUGAGCUGGGGUUUUGGAAUCAAAGCCUUCCAUGGUCCGAUCUAGCUGCUGCUAAUGGUGCAUACCCUUAAAUCAAGAAUAUUUUUAUUUCAUUUUUUUUUUGUUAAUUCAUAGUUAUGAUCAUAGCUUAGGGUUUGCAGUUACUUCAGUUUCUGGUGAUUAAUUUGGGGUGUGGUAUAUGAAUAUGGUUUGUUAUUUAAUACGAUGUAUGUGUGCUUUUAAUUAAAGAGUGUUUAAUCUGUAUCA